UAAUCAUAGUGUUCGUAUAAAGACGUACGCUUUAUAUAUUUUUAUAAUAACAUUUUUUGGAAAAUAUAAAUACAAUGGCAACUUGCGAUUGCGAUAACAUAUUGCCACAAGGAAGUGUGCAAGAAAAACAUUACGACAAUUGCAGACAAGUUUGGGCUGAGCGCCAGCCGGCCUUCCUGCCUUUAUUGAAGAAUGAAGACGGUACCAUUCGUCUUAUAAAUAAGAAUGUGUUAGAUUUGGACAAAGAUGUGCUCUAUCACUUUUCCUUUACGAAUAAAAGUAUUGAUUUGCAAGCUGAGUUCGGUGAUGUGAAAUUUGUCUGUACUGGAGGCACUGCAAGUAGGCUCAAGGAAUUUGCUCUAUACAUGGCGAAGAGACUUGGCAUCCCAGCCGAUGAAAACAUAAAAGACUGGACCAAAAUAUCUAACAGAUACUCCAUGUUCAAAGUUGGACCAAUAUUGGCUUUCAAUCAUGGCAUCGGUAUACCGUCGAUGACAAUCGCUAUCCAAGAGGCCAUCAAGAUGUUGUACUAUGCAAAAGUGAAGAAUCCAAUUUUCUUCAGGAUCGGCACCUGCGGAGGUUUAGCGGUUGAAGCCGGCUCAGUAGUCAUAUCUGAAUGGGGCCUUAAUGGGUUGCUGAAGAAGUCUUAUGAUUUACCUGUUCUUGGAAAUAUAUACAGUGUACCUUCGAUUUUGGAUAAAAGACUUGCGCAAGAGAUACAAUUGGUUGCAUCGGAAAGCAACAAUAAUUUUAAGGUAUACCUUGGAGGAACUAUGGGAACAGAUGAUUUCUAUAGAGGACAAGGGCGUCUCGAUGGCCCUUUCUGCAAUCAUACUGAAGAACAGAAAAAUGCAUUUCUUAGGAAAUUGUCGGAUAUGGGGGUCAGGAACAUAGAAAUGGAGGCGACUGCGUUUUCGGCGCUUAUGACCGAGGCAGGCAUUCGGGGCGCCAUCGUUUGCGUGCCCUUCCUAGACCGUCUGCAUGGCGAUCAGGUGACUACACCAAAAGAACAACUGGUCGAAUGGGAAAAUAAUCCUAUGAAAGUAGUUGGUGAUUAUAUUGUCAAAUACAUUGAAAAUCAAAAGCAAUAGAGUAUAAAGUGAGACGUUCUGACUUCAUAUGGAAAGCUGUUCG
Achroia grisella is the source of this 1134-nucleotide messenger RNA. Its product is annotated as uridine phosphorylase 1-like. Gene Ontology annotation, biological process: nucleotide catabolic process; uridine catabolic process. The record is from RefSeq and is a predicted model, not a curated record. The transcript has 8 exons. Bases 75 to 1091 code for a protein of 338 amino acids. Gene Ontology annotation, cellular component: cytoplasm; cytosol. Lineage: Eukaryota; Metazoa; Arthropoda; Insecta; Lepidoptera; Pyralidae. Gene Ontology annotation, molecular function: uridine phosphorylase activity.